This is a messenger RNA of Sturnus vulgaris (Common starling), 2246 nucleotides long. It is a transcript of the gene MYLK4, whose product is annotated as myosin light chain kinase family member 4. Gene Ontology annotation, biological process: protein phosphorylation. The record is from RefSeq and is a predicted model, not a curated record. NCBI's taxonomy places the organism in Eukaryota, Metazoa, Chordata, Aves, Passeriformes, Sturnidae. Gene Ontology annotation, molecular function: protein kinase activity; ATP binding.
AUGACCACAUCCAGCAGGCAGAGCUCUUCUACGUCUAUGGUCAACAACUUGGCCAAAAUAUUCGAUCCAAACACUUUGCAAAACCAAGGGCCAGAUAAUGGAAUGGAACCUCCUCAAACUCUUCAUGUUGAGAGAAGUGAUGUCAGCACGUCUGAAAGUUUCAACAUCAUGGAUGUGAAGUUUGCCUCCCUUGAAGAGAAAAUUGAUAAACUGUUGACUCUGCAAGAGAAUGUCCUUAAGAAGCUUAACAGUGUUUCCCAAGAAAUCUGUUGCAUUGAAAAAGACAUGGAGAUGGUAAAGGCGGAAACAUCUGAACCUGGAUCAAGGAUGGAAAGAAACAAAAAAAUGAGAAAUAAUGAAGUGAAGAGACUUUGCCUUAAAAUGAAAAAAUCUCUUUCUGAUAUAAACAGGAAAGCAGAGCAGCAGGUUAAAAGGCUAGAUGGACUUGAACAAAGUGUUUCUGGACUACAGAAACUUGUAGGACCUCUGGUAGAGAGGGUGAAAACAUUAGUAAUUCAUAAUUCAAGUGUAAAACAUCAUGUUAAAAAACGUAAAGCUUGCAAGGCAGGAGCUGGACAUCCCUUUAGGAUGCAUGUUUUCUCGGAGACAACAGCUGGUGAUCUGCUCAAGAAGAAAAAUGAAAAGGUCGUCAAAGAAAAGUCACAUUUCAAUGAAACAGAAACAAAAGAAAAGAAGCCACCAGAUUCAACAGAUGGGGACAUCCAGCAGAGUCAGUCCUGCUCUCAGGAAGAAGUUGAUAAGCUCAACAAGGAAAAUGCGAAGAGGGAAAGUUCUGUUCUGCUUGAAGUGGAUCCUCCCAAAUUUCAUACUGAAGAGUCAGAUGAGAAAGAAGAAAGUUUGUCUUUAGAAAGCCAUUACGAAUAUAGGAGAAACUCUUUCCAGGAAUCCUUCACUCCAGAACAGAAACAGGAAGAAGAUGCUGUUAAUGAUGCUUGUCAAAAACUAACUGUGCAGAAGACAGAGAGUGAGUCCCCAACAGAUGAGGAGAAGAAGGAACAUCAGGUGCCUGAAGAUGCACUUGAGGAACAACAAAAGGAGAAAAAGAAUGAAGGGGAGGAAAAUGCUGAUAAGAGUGAAAAAGGUGCUGAGGACCCACCAGCUCCUUCCCAAAAGGAAGAUAAGGCAGAACAAAGUCAUGAUGAAGAGGUAUCAGAGGGAAGGUGUAAAAGCUGCGAAAAAGAUGAUACUCCUACUCCACCAGCACCAUUUGAUCACCGGAUUGUCUCAGCCAAAAGGGUGGGGAUCAGCAAUUACUAUAAUGUCAACGAGGAUGAAAUUCUGGGAGGAGGGCGAUUUGGGCAAGUGCACAAAUGUGAAGAGAAAGCAACAGGUCUCAAGUUGGCAGCCAAAAUUAUAAAAGCACAAGGUCCAAAACAGAAGGAUGAAGUAAAAAAUGAAAUCAAUGUCAUGAACCAGCUGAAUCACGUGAACCUUAUUCAGCUAUAUGAUGCCUUUGAAUCUAAAAAUGACAUUGUACUCGUCAUGGAAUAUGUGGAAGGAGGAGAGUUAUUUGACCGAAUUAUUGAUGAAAACUACAAUUUGACAGAGAUGGAUACUAUCUCUUUCAUAAAACAGAUCUGCAAGGGAAUUCAGUACAUGCACCAAAUGUACAUUAUUCAUUUGGAUCUCAAGCCUGAGAAUAUCCUGUGCGUGAACCGAGAGGCAAAUCAAAUAAAAAUUAUUGAUUUUGGAUUGGCAAGAAGAUAUAAACCCAGGGAAAAACUUCGAGUUAAUUUUGGGACUCCAGAAUUUCUUGCUCCUGAAGUUGUGAAUUAUGAGUUUGUCUCUUUUCCUACAGACAUGUGGAGUUUAGGAGUCAUUGCUUAUAUGCUCCUCACUGGAUUGUCUCCUUUUCUGGGUGAUGAUGACAAUGAGACCCUCAACAAUAUCCUGGCCUGUAACUGGGAUUUUGAAGAUGAGGAAUUUCGAGAUGUUUCUGAUGAGGCCAAAGAUUUCAUAUCAAAGCUUCUCAUCAAGGAAAAAUGCUGGAGAUUAAGUGCAACUGCUGCCUUAAAACACCCAUGGUUAACAGACCACAAGCUCCACUGCAGACUCCAGAAAAAGGCUAAAGGUGGCUGUGUGUCUCAAGCACCCCUGGCUCAAUAACCUCUCUGAAAGAGCUGCCAAACAGAAGAAAAGCUGCUGUGUGGUUACUGCUGCUAAGAGAUUUGAAAAUAUCAGCAGUCUCGGUGCUUCACCCCCCUGCCAUGACUGAGACUUCUACU